AAAUUUUUUUCCAGUAUGUUGAAAUUGUCCAUAACUUUAUACAUCUCCUUUUUAUCUCCUUUCUACUAGCAUAGUUAAAUUUAAAGUUUGAAUGAUUCAUUUAAGCUUCAAAUUUAACUAUGGCAUAGCUAAAUUUCUACUAGCAUAGUCUAUGCUAGUAGAAAGAAGACAAUAAAAAGAUCUGAUACAAAUGUAUAAAAUUAUACAUAAUAUCGAUAAACUAGAAAAAAAGUUCGUUUUCUGAAAGUUAACAAUCAGAUAAGAGGUCACUGUUUUAGUAAGACAUCUGAUGUUAAAUAUUUAGGAUUCUUAGAUGUAAUAUUUGGUAUUAUUAGUCAAUAUAUUUAUAAGUUUUGAUUGCCAAUAUUUUGUAUGAGGUUUCCAAUCUAGUGAACAGUAUUCUUGUACUUUGAGUUUACUAUGAGCAUUGUACUGCUACGUGAAGAAGAUGACGAUGAUUACUACCACAAAUUGCUUUAUGCAAAUGGAUUUUUUGUGUGUUCCAUUCCUGUUCUUUGCUUUUCUUACUAUAACAUUGAAAAACUUGAAGAAUUUUUUCACAACUCAAGUGAAUAUUCAGCACUUGUCAUCACAAGCAAACAUGCUACUUAUGCUCUUGAAGUUGUGCUCAAAAAAAAUAACUUAAGUUUUUCUCUACCUCAAAAUUUUUAUAUAUAUGUUGUUGGAAAAUCAACUGAGCUGUAUCUUCAAAAACUUGGUUUAAGCUCACUUGGCUCUGAUUCUGGUAAUGCAGAUCAGCUGGCUGAUUAUAUUAUUAAAAGAAAAAUUUUUCACUUGAAACCAUUGAUGUUUGUAUGUGGAAAUUUAGCACGGGAAACAAUUCCUGACAAGUUAAGAAACUUUGGAUUGACUGUGGAAACAAUAUCUUGUUACAAAACAAUUGCUAAUGAUAACUUUCCUGAAAAGAUUUCACAAUUUAUUAAGCAGUACGAUAUUCCAAAUGUCAUAGUUUUUUUUAGUCCAUCAGGUGUUAAAUUUUAUUUUUCAGAAAUUUGUAAACUUUGUGCUGAUUUUGAAAGAACAAAAAUUUUGUCAAUUGGGCAACAUACAGCAGAUUGUAUUGUCAGUAUGAACAAAAAUGUUGAUGCAAUUGCUAAAAGACCUACACCUGACUCUUUAUUGGAAGCAAUACAAUCUGUAUUUGAUAUAUCGGGUGUAAUUAAAUUCUAAAGUGUGAGUGAUAGGUUAAUCAA
Molecule: messenger RNA, 1214 nt
Organism: Hydra vulgaris (swiftwater hydra)
Lineage: Eukaryota; Metazoa; Cnidaria; Hydrozoa; Anthoathecata; Hydridae
Product: uroporphyrinogen-III synthase
Biological process (GO): uroporphyrinogen III biosynthetic process
Cellular component (GO): cytosol
Molecular function (GO): uroporphyrinogen-III synthase activity
Source: RefSeq, a predicted model, not a curated record